AUGGCUGCAAUAAGUACAAGAGCUAAAUCUCCCACGCGUUCUGAAGCGAUAUCUAAAGCAUUAAAACCACGACCUGUGUACAGUCCUGGAGUUUUAUUAGGCAAUUGGGUCGAAGAUAGAAUAGAAUGCCCGAAAGGCGGGACAUUGUACUUCCCACCUGAAAUUAAUAUUGAGUAUGACAAGCUAAAACCAGAAUUAAGGCAAUCGGAUUUUCGCGUUAACAAACUAAAUAGCUGGCAGGGUAAUAUCACGGAGUGGGGUCUUAAAAAAUAUCUAGAACACGAGUGGGCUUGCAGUGAUGUAUCAGACUAUAUGACCACUCUCUAUGAAGACACCUAUGCUCCUCCCCAACCUUCGCAGUAUUUGCAGGGACCUGAUCGUAAAGCGCGAAGUUCGUGA
Messenger RNA from Parnassius apollo (apollo), 399 nucleotides. The record is from the annotation of a GenBank genome assembly. NCBI's taxonomy places the organism in Eukaryota, Metazoa, Arthropoda, Insecta, Lepidoptera, Papilionidae.